Solanum verrucosum is the source of this 1162-nucleotide messenger RNA. RefSeq names its product nucleosome assembly protein 1;4. The record is from RefSeq and is a predicted model, not a curated record. Gene Ontology annotation, molecular function: chromatin binding; histone binding. Gene Ontology annotation, biological process: nucleosome assembly. Lineage: Eukaryota; Viridiplantae; Streptophyta; Magnoliopsida; Solanales; Solanaceae. Bases 53 to 1162 code for a protein of 369 amino acids. The transcript has 11 exons. Gene Ontology annotation, cellular component: chromatin; nucleus.
CCUUUUCACUUCUGUCGUUUCAAAACCAGCACGGAUUUCUAAUCCGUCCACCAUGAGUAAUAAUUCCAAUAAAGAUCGGUUCGACAUGUCCGAUCUCGGUGGUUCCCUCCCCGCCGCUGCCGCCGCUUUGAGUGCCGAGGAUCGUGCUGGCUUAGUCAACGCGCUCAAGGAUAAGCUUCAGAAUUUGGCUGGGAAGCAUACGGAUAUACUCGAGACUUUGACGCCACCAGUUAGGAAGCGUGUAGAUGUUCUAAGAGAGCUUCAGAGCCAACAUGAUGAGCUGGAAGCAAAGUUUUUCGAGGAGAGGGCUGCACUAGAAUCUAAAUACCAAAAGCUGUAUGAACCAUUGUAUUCAAAGAGAUAUGAAAUAGUAAAUGGGGUUGUCGAAGUGGAUGGUGUUGAUGAAGCUCCCAUGAUCCAGGGCGAGGAUAAUGAGACUGAAAAUGAGAAAGGUGUUCCCAACUUUUGGCUGACUGCAAUGAAGACUAACGAGAUAUUGGCAGAGGAGAUCUCUGAGCGUGAUGAAGAAGCCUUGAAGUACCUCAAGGAUAUCAAGUGGUGCAAGCUUGAUGAUCGAAAGGGCUUUAAGCUUGAAUUCUUCUUCGAUACAAACCCUUUCUUCAAGAAUUCUGUCUUGACUAAAACCUAUCACAUGAUUGAUGAUGAUGAUGAUCCCAUAUUGGAGAAGGCCAUAGGGACCAACAUUGAAUGGUAUCCCGGUAAAUGCUUGACACAGAAGAUCCUAAAAAGGAAGCCAAAGAAAGGGUCAAAGAAUGCUAAAUUCGUAAUUAAGACUGAAAGCUGUGAGAGCUUUUUCAAUUUCUUUAAUCCACCCCAAGUACCUGAAGAUGAUGAUGAUGAUAUAGAUGAAGAUGCGGCUGAAGACCUGCAAAAUCUAAUGGAACAAGAUUAUGAUAUUGGCUCGACAAUCCGAGAUAAAAUAAUCCCCCAUGCUGUGUCAUGGUUUACUGGUGAGGCUGCUGAGGGGGAUGAAUUUGAAGAUAUUGAAGGUGAUGAUGAAGACGAAGAUGAGGACAAAGAAGAGGAUGAUGAUGAUGAUGAUGAUGAUGAUGAUGAUGAUGAAGAUGAAGAGAAGAGCAAAAAGAAGAAGAGUGCCAAAGCACAAGCUGGAGAACGUCCUCCCGAGUGCAAGCAGCAGUAG